CCCCAGUACCCGCCCGGAGUGCAGAAUGCGGUGCCUCGGCGCCGAGAGCCUGGUUUCUGCAGAGAGAGCCCCCAGGCAAAGAGAGUGGAGGCCUCAGACUUAUAGGAAAUGCACAGACACAACGUGGUUGUUCCUGUUCUUUCUCUUUUGGACGGGUUUGAUGUUCAUCAUGGGCUACUCCGUGGUGGCAGGAGCUGAAGGGAGGCUCCUCUUCGGCCACGACAGCUUUGGCAACGUGUGUGGCCAGAAGAACUCCCCAGUGGAAGGGGCCCCUCUUUCAGGGAAGGACAUGACCCUAAAAAAACACGUGUUCUUCAUGAAUUCCUGUCACCUGGAAAUCAGGGAUGGGCGGCUCAGCCCCACUGCCCUCUGCGUGUCCCGCUGCCCCGAAGAGCAGCUCGACACCCUGGAAGAGGUCCAGCUCUUUGCCAACAACAGUGGGUCUUUCCUGUGUGUCUAUAGCCUGAGUUCCAUCAACUACACCCAGAAUCCCAGUGCGGACUCAUUGUGCCCCAGGCUCCCAGUUCCUCCAAGCAAAUCUUUCCCCUUGUUUAACCGAUGCAUCCCUCAAACGCCAGAGUGUUACUCCCUGUUUGCAUCUCUUCUGAUAAACGAUGCCGACACCCUCCAUCGACUUCUCAGCGGAGUCCUGUCAGGAAGAGACACAAUCUUUGGCCUGUGUGUCCUUGCAUUAGCCUUGUCUUUGGCCAUGAUGUUCACCUUCCGAUUUGUCACCAGCCUUCUGAUUCACACUUUGAUUGCACUGGUUAUUUUGGGGUUGUUGUUUGUCUGCGGUGUCCUGUGGUGGCUGUAUUAUGACUACACCACCGACCUCAGCUCAGCACUGGACACAGAAAGGGACAACAUGAUCUGCCUGCUGGGGUUCUCUGUGCUGUCUGUGGUUCUCACGGCUGUUCUACUGGUCCUGAUUUUUAUCCUGAGAAAGAGAAUGAAACUGGCAGUUGAGCUUCUGUGGGUCACAAACAAGGCCAUCAGCAGCUGCCCUUUCCUGCUGUUCCAGCCACUGGGGACAUUCGCCAUCCUCCUCCUCUUCUGGGUGCUCUGGGUGGCUGUGCUCCUGAGCCUGGGCACUGCAGGAGUUGCCCAGGUCACCGACGGCGGCCAAGUGGAGUACAAGCCUCUCUCGGGCAUUCGGUAUAUGUGGGGGUACCACGUAAUGGGCCUCAUCUGGACCAGCGAGUUCCUCCUUGCAUGCCAGCAGAUGACCAUGGCGGGGGCAGUGGUCGCCUGCUACUUCAACAGGAACGAAAACGACCCUCCCAAGCGCCCCAUUCGUUCAUCUCUGUCCACCCUUUUCUGCUACCAUCAAGGGACAGCUGCGAAAGGGUCCUUUCUGAUCGCUGCGAUGAGGCUCCCGAGAGCUGCCCUCGCGUGUGUGUCCAGGGCUCUGGGAGGCGAGCAGCGGAGUGCCUGGUCCAGGUGCCUGCCCAGGUGCUGCUUCUGCUGCCUCUGCUGUCUGGACAAAUGCCUGUGCCGACUCAACCAGAAAGUGUACACGACCACAGCCAUCAACGGGACAGAUUUUUGUACAUCAGCGAAAGAUGCUCUCAGGCUCUUGUCUGAGAAUUCAAGUCACUUCUUAUCUGCGAACUGCCUUGGAGACUUCAUCAUUUUUCUAGGAAAGGUGCUGGUGGCCUGCUGCACGGCUUUCGGAGGACUGAUGGCCUUCAACUACCAGCGCACCCUGCAGGUGUGGGCCGUGCCGCUGCUGCUGGCCACCUUCUUCGCCUACGUGGUGGCACACAGCUUUCUGUCUGUGUUCGAGACUGUGCUGGGUGCACUGUUCCUGUGUUUUGCUGUUGACCUGGAAACAAAUGACGGAUCAUCCCAAAAGCCUUACUUCAUGGACCAAGAGUCUUUGCGUUUUGUCAAAAGGAUGAACAUGUUACAUGGCGCGAGGCCACUGAGAGACAGGAGCCCCGUGAGGAACGAAGAAGGAACAGAACUGCGGCCCCUGUGAGCUCGGCACCCUUAGAGCUUUAAACAAAUCGGAACGUCUUACAUAUCGACUGGCAACCUCAUCUCAGUUCGAGGAGAAGGUGAACAGUUCCCCAUUCUCACGGAGAACCAGGCUGGCUGGCUUGCAGGACAAGCGGGCGGAGCAGGCUCCCGAGACUCUCCUCUAAAGACGGCACGUGGCUUGCAGUUUGCGGUCCGCUUGAACAAAUGCAAGGGGCACUGUUGUCUCAAACAGCACCUUCGGAUUAGCAGAGGGAUUUACAGACCAGUUUCUGGAAACAGUCACAGUGGCCCAAUAAGCAAGU
Messenger RNA from Molossus molossus (Pallas's mastiff bat), 2285 nucleotides. RefSeq names its product solute carrier family 44 member 3 (gene SLC44A3). NCBI's taxonomy places the organism in Eukaryota, Metazoa, Chordata, Mammalia, Chiroptera, Molossidae. The coding region runs from base 26 to 1981 and encodes 651 amino acids. The record is from RefSeq and is a predicted model, not a curated record. The transcript is spliced from 16 exons. Gene Ontology annotation, biological process: transmembrane transport. Gene Ontology annotation, molecular function: transmembrane transporter activity. Gene Ontology annotation, cellular component: membrane.